AUGGAAGUGUCCCCAAACCAACCAGCAUCCAAUAAAAGCAGUGCCAAGAGCAACAGCUCUGCAGUUUUCUACUUUGAGUCCUGUCAACCCCCUUUCCUGGCCAUACUCUUGCUACUCAUAGCAUAUACCAUGGUCCUAAUCAUGGGCAUUUUUGGAAACCUCUCUCUUAUCAUCAUCAUCGUUAAGAAGCAGAGAGAAGCUCAAAAUGUUACCAACAUACUGAUCGCCAAUCUGUCCCUCUCCGACAUCUUGGUAUGUGUCAUGUGCAUCCCUUUUACAGUCAUCUACACUCUAAUGGACCACUGGGUAUUUGGGAAUACCAUGUGUAAACUCACUUCCUAUGUGCAAAGUGUCUCAAUCUCUGUGUCCAUAUUCUCCCUUGUAUUGAUUGCUAUUGAAAGGUAUCAGCUGAUUGUGAACCCCCGUGGCUGGAAGCCCAGGGUAUCUCAUGCUUACUUGGGUAUUGUCUUGAUUUGGCUCAUUUCCCUUUCAAUGUCUGUUCCCUUAUUCCUGUCCUACCACCUUACCAAUGAGCCCUUUCACAAUCUCUCUCUCCUGGAUGACAUCUACACCCACCGGGUGGCCUGUGUAGAGAUCUGGCCUUCCAAACUGAACCAACUCCUCUUUUCCACAUCAUUGUUUAUGCUCCAGUAUUUUGUCCCUCUGGGUUUCAUUCUUAUCUGCUACCUGAGGAUUGUUAUCUGUCUCCGAAAAAGAACUAGAAAGGUGGACAGGAGGAGGGAAAUUAAGAGCCGCCUCAAUGAGAACAAGAGGGUAAAUGUGAUGUUGAUUUCCAUUGUGGUGACUUUUGGUGCCUGCUGGCUGCCCUUGAACAUCUUCAAUGUCAUCUUUGACUGGUAUCACGAGAUGCUGAUGAGCUGCCACCACGACCUGGUGUUCGUAAUUUGCCACUUGGUUGCUAUGGUUUCCACAUGCAUAAACCCUCUUUUUUAUGGCUUUCUCAACAAAAAUUUCCAGAAGGACCUAAUGAUGCUUAUUCAUCACUGUGGGUGUAUUGCACCUCAGGAAAGAUAUGAAAAUAUCGCCCUGUCCACUAUGCACACGGAUGAAUCCAAGGGAUCAUUAAGACUGGCUCACAUAACGACAGGGGUAUAG
Onychomys torridus (southern grasshopper mouse) is the source of this 1116-nucleotide messenger RNA. RefSeq names its product neuropeptide Y receptor type 6. Gene Ontology annotation, cellular component: plasma membrane; neuron projection. Gene Ontology annotation, molecular function: neuropeptide Y receptor activity; neuropeptide binding. The transcript has a single exon. The record is from RefSeq and is a predicted model, not a curated record. Lineage: Eukaryota; Metazoa; Chordata; Mammalia; Rodentia; Cricetidae. Gene Ontology annotation, biological process: G protein-coupled receptor signaling pathway. Bases 1 to 1116 code for a protein of 371 amino acids.